Molecule: messenger RNA, 8262 nt
Organism: Cercospora beticola
Lineage: Eukaryota; Fungi; Ascomycota; Dothideomycetes; Mycosphaerellales; Mycosphaerellaceae
Biological process (GO): fatty acid biosynthetic process; secondary metabolite biosynthetic process
Molecular function (GO): phosphopantetheine binding; oxidoreductase activity; fatty acid synthase activity
Source: RefSeq, a predicted model, not a curated record
AGCAAUAUGGCGGGAGGUUUUGCGGCCUCUUGGCCUCUUGGCUUUGGUGCUCCUUGUCUAUGCUUCUCAACGUACCGACUGCUGAUCUUGUCGGACAGCUUUGAUCGAUAUACGAUGAUCGACGAGCGCGAGAAUGCUGGUUUUCGUGUGCAGCGAGUUGACGCGGGAGAAAGCCUUCGGUUCAUCGAGAGAUCGGGAUCAGCACGCUUCAAUCGCGAACGAUUUCUCGCGUGUCGCCAUGCAUCGGGCACUUGCCAGCCACGUUGUCAUGUGCUAUGAUCUCAGCGAUAGACAACGCUGCCUGUUUAAGAAACUCGAGUAGGCCUUGUUCGUGGAGGAAGCAUACUGCAUCAGGUGGUAGACACAACUCCUUGUCCCACCAUCGCUUAUCCUCUUUUUUCUCCAUUAUCCCCACACAAUUCUUUCAAGAUGCUCGGCUUGCAGAUUGAUAGCGGCCCGAACCCGCCUAGCGAUGAUAUUGUUGCUAAUGGCGGUGGUAGUGGUGCAGCAGAAGAUACUGCCACAUCCCAUAACAGCAGUUCUCAACAAAAACAACAUGUUAAAGGUGUCGAACCAUCGAUCCCAGUUGCCAUCUGCGGCAUGGCCUUGCGUGCACCAGGAGGUGCCGCUUCACCCGAAGAGUUCUGGGACUUCCUGAUCAACAAGGGCGAUGGAAGAACCAAAGUCCCCAAAUCAAGAUAUAAUGUCGACGCAUAUUACUCGCCUGAAAAGAAGGCUGGCGCCAUUGCAUCAGAAUACGGCUACUUCCUCGGAGAGGACGUGAGCCUGGGCGCCCUGGAUACAUCGCGCUUUACCUUGAGCCGCACAGAACUGGAGUUCGCAGACCCGCAGCAGAGAUUGAUGCUCGAGGUCGUCCGCGAAGCUUUUGACGAUGCAGGAGAAGUCAACUACAAAGGAGCCCGGAUAGGCUGCUAUCUCGGAAAUAUGGGCGAGGACUGGGGUGAAUUAAUGAACCGGAAUCCUCUAUCGCACGGAGCAAACAGAAUCGACGGUUACAAUGACUGGAUGCUCGGAAACAGGAUCUCUUACGAAUUUGGACUGACAGGCCCCAGUCUCACAAUUCGAACAGCUUGUUCCUCGUCGCUCGUCGGCUUGAAUGAAGCCUGCGCAGCCAUGCAGAGAGGAGCCAGCGAGGGUGCAAUAGUGGCGGGCAGCACAAUCAUCAUGGCGCCCGGAACCACGCAGUCCAUGAGUGAGAAGGGCAUCCUUGGUCCAGAUGGUUCGUGCAAAACCUUCUCAGCUGAUGCCAAUGGAUAUGCUCGUGGUGAAGCCAUUGUAGCACUCUAUGUUAAGCCCUUGGAGGCAGCCAUCCGGGAUGGCAACCCAGUUCGAGCAGUCAUUCGCUCAGCAUUGUCAAACUCAGAUGGCAAGACACAAGGCAUUACGAAUCCAAAUCCGGCAAUGCACGAGGCGUUGAUUCGCAAAGCAUACGAGCUCGCCGGGCUGAAUCCCAAGGACACCGCUUUCUUCGAAUGUCAUGGCACUGGUACAGCUGUCGGUGACCCUCUGGAGACCGGUGCUGUGGCAAAUGUCUUCGGAGACGAUGGCAUCCACAUCACCAGCAUCAAGCCCAAUAUCGGGCAUACUGAAGGUGCUUCCGGCCUGAUGUCCUUAAUCAAGGCGGUAAAGUCGCUCGAGCACAAGACUAUACCACCUAACAUCAAGUUUACCACGCCAAACCCGAAGAUUCCAUUCAAAGAGCGAAAGUUGACGGUUCCCGUGGAGCCAACUCCAUUUCCAGAAGACCGAGCAGAGCGAGUGAGCGUCAACUCCUUUGGUCUUGGUGGCUCCAAUGCUCAUGUCAUUGUCGACUCCGCCCGAAGCUUCGGCAUCACGAACGAGCCUCAACGUGAGCAAGCUCCAUCGGAAAUGCAGCUGCUUUUGUUCUCCGUCGGUUCCUCGGCGUCUUUGAAGACAGUGAUCAGCGACUAUGAAGACCUUCUUGUGAAACAGCCAGAGCUGCUCGAUAGAGUCGACGACAUGGCAUACACAUUGGCAAACCGCAGAGAGCAUCUUCCAUAUCGUGCGUUCAAGGUCGUCGGCCAGAUAGAAAGUCCAGCAUCGGUUGGCAAGAAGACCUCAGCUAAAGCUCCAGAGCUUGUCAUGUGCUUCACUGGACAGGGCGCACAAUGGCCUCGCAUGGGCCACGAUCUGAUGCAGCGCGACGACCUUCCAUACCAGAAGACGAUCAGAGCUCUUGACGAGUAUCUCCAAGCUCUGCCUGAGCCUCCGAAGUGGACACUCGAAAAGGAGCUCUAGCGGACUGGCCGUACUUCGAAUGUGCAGAAGGCAGAAUUCUCACAGCCAUUGUGCACUGCCGUACAGAUUGCUCUGGUCGAUUUGCUCCGAUCGGUUGGUGUGAAGCCAGCAGCUGUUGUGGGACAUAGCAGCGGCGAGCUCGGGGCUGCCUAUGCUGCUGGAGCUCUCACAGCCCAGGAGGCCAUUAUCGGCGCCUACCAACGUGGACGAGCGGCGACUCUGCAAGACCGCAAGGGUGCCAUGGCCGCGGUCGGACUGGGCUGGGCAGAGGUCGAGCAGUACUUGAGUCCACCACAUUGCAUCGUCGCCUGCGAGAACUCCCCAAAAAGUGUCACGAUCUCCGGCGAUGCAGAUGCUGUUCAAGAGACUAUCAAUCGCAUCAAGGAGGACAACCCAGAUAUCACGGCCCGUCUUCUCAAGGUCGAGAAAGCUUAUCAUUCGUACCACAUGGCCGAGAUUGGAGAUAAGUAUCUCGACAAGAUUGCUGACCACGUCGGUGGCAAAGCUCCUGAGCUUCCGUUCUUCUCCAGCGUCACAGGGAGCGGAGAGCCCGAGCAAAGCCCACUGGAUGCUUCGUACUGGGUGCGAAAUUUGGCGAGCCCCGUGCUGUUCAGCCGCGCAGUUGCUGGGCUCUUGAAGCACAUCGAUAAUCCAGUCUUCCUGGAGGUCGGACCACAUGGCGCUCUUGCAGGACCUGCUAGGCAGAUUUUUGCCCAAGAAGGUGCUUCUCCACCAUAUCUCUCCGCCAUGGUUCGCAACGAGAACUGCGUCGAGAAGUACCUCGCCGCCAUUGGUUCGCUCUUCGAGAACAACAUUCCCGUUGACUUCAAGACCAUGUUCCCCGGAGAGAAAGCAAUGUCAGGCCUUCCUCGCUAUCCAUGGAAUCAUGAGCAAGAGUACUGGUACGAAUCGAGAAUGUCGAAGGAGUGGCGCUGGCCAGCGUAUCCAAAACACGAGCUGCUCGGACGCAGAUUUCUUGAGACGACCGAUUUCAACCCAAGUUUCCGUAACUUGGUAAGCAUUGCGGAGGCCCCGUGGCUGCGCGAUCACAUGAUCGACGGCACUGUCAUUCUCCCUGCUGCAGGCUAUGCUGCAAUGGCAGGAGAGGCAGCGAGGCAGCUGAGCGGCAAGAAUGAUGCCUAUAGCCUCAAGCACGUCGUCCUCAACCAGGCUCUUGUGCUUACCGAAGAUGCUGAGAUCGAAGUUGUCACAUCGCUCCAUCGUCAUCGUCUCAGCGACGCAGAGGAUAGCGAGUGGUGGGAGUUCACCAUCGCCUCACACAAUGGCACGAAUUGGGUCAAGCACUGCAACGGGCAGGUCACUGCCAAGGAGGUAGAGGCGGCUUCCGUGCAGCUUGAGGCAGAAUCUCUGCCGCGCAAGAUCUCGAAGACCAAGAUGUAUGACAGUCUUGCAGGCGCGGGCAUGGAGUACGGCCCCGAGUUCCAGCUUCUGGAGAGCAUCGAGACAGAUACUGUUGCUCGCAAGGCCACUGCCACUCUUGGUGAUCAUGAAGGAGGCGGUGACGAUGACUACCACUUGCACCCAACGGUCAUUGAUGCCGCUCUUCAGUUCGGCCUCAUUGCAUCUGUGCAAGGCAAAGUCAACUCAGGCAACCUGAGUGCGAUGCCGACGCUUCUGGAGGAUGUCACCAUCGUCAGAGCGGACACUGAUGCCGCUGACGUGAAGGUCGUCGCAGACACAGACGUGAUGCCCGGCUCUGGAGAGAUCCAAGGUGCCUUCCAAGUAAUCGCAGAUGGAAAGGCGGUUAUGGAUUUGCCGAAGGCGCACUUCACACCUGUGAGCACCAACCAGAAGAAGAGCGAGCAUCAGCUGCCCGUGACCGCUCGUGUCGAGUGGCGCCAGCACAUUGACUUCCAGAAUCUUGAAGACCUUGUCGAACGUCAGGUCGACCGCAAUGUUUACACUCCGGCUCUCGACAGCAUGGGCAAACUUUGCAUCGAAUACAUCCAGCGACAUGUCCAAGGACUGGAACAGAAGUCAGAGGAUCCGACAGUGAGUGCUUACACAGCAUGGAUCGGUCCACAAUUCGAAAUCAUCGGCAAAGACUCGCCUAUGCUCAAAGAUUCUGGUGCGGAUUCUGAUGCGCUGCCUCGCAUCGAAGAAGCGUACAAGAAGCUGGAGGGUACUCCAGUUGCCGGAUGCGCCGCUGCUUUGUACAAGGUCGCAUCGAACAUUGACAACUUGUUGACCAGCAAAGUGACCGGGUACGAGCUUUUGGGCGCUGAUGAUACCCUGAUGAGCAUGUUCCAACAGGGAAGCACCAUCGACACAAGCAAGCUCGUUCAAAGCAUUGCCCAUGCUCAGCCAAACUUGCGGGUUUUGGAGGUUGGAGCCAUCAGCGGCGAUUCCACUGCAGCACUUCUUGCGCUUCUACAACUGCUGAUCGCCAAGCCUAUGUACUCCAAGUACACAGUGACCAGCCACUCGUCUUCCUCGUUCGGCGAUCUCAAGAAGCGCUUCGCUGACAAGCCAAACAUGGAGUACCGCGUCCUUGAUAUUGAGCAGGAGCUCGAGGGCCAAGGUUUCGCUGAUGAUCAGUACGAUCUGAUCAUUGCAACGAAUACUCUGCAUGGCGGCAAGAGCCUCCAGCAAGGUCUUGCUAACUGCAAGAAGCUUCUUGCUCCAAGUGGUAGAUUGGUGAUCUCGGAGAUCACCUCCGAUUCGAAGUGGGUCAACGUUGCUUGUGGCCUCUUCGAGGACUGGUGGAACGGCCAGUCUGACGAGCGAGAGCAAGAGCCUUACGCUACGCCAGAUCGAUGGCAGUCCGAGCUCGAGAAAGCGGACCUCAAGCUGGACUUCACGACCCUCGAUGGUGAUGAGCCAAACCAGCUCAGUGCGCUGUAUGUGGCGCAACCAAACGUUCGAACUGAGUCAGGCAAGGCAGUCACCAUCCUUGAAUAUGCCUCGACAGAGCGUGGCGACGCAUUGGCUGGGCUACUUGCUAAGCAUGGUUGGAAGGUCGACAGGAGCAACCUUGGUACUGCACUCCCAGCAUCGCAGGACAUCAUUGCGUUGCUGGAAGAGGAAGAGCCAUUCCUGGAAAGCCCAUCGGAGGAGCAUUUCAAGGCAUUCCAGGCAAUGCUUGCUGGCCUUGGAGACUCUGGACUCUUCUGGGUGACUAAGCUCAGUCAGAUCAACUGUACCAACCCGAGAUUCGCGCAAAUCAUUGGUGCCUCUCGCUCCAUCCGCAAUGAGGAGUUGCUUUCGUUCGCAAUGUGCGAAGUCGACGAUCUUGGUGCCUCAAUGGACAAGGUUGUGCAGGCUUUCGCCAGGUUCCAAGCAAGACCAGAGAGCAACGACCUCCGACCAGACCUGGAAUACGCCAUCACAGACGGUGGCAUUUACGUGCCUAGAGUGUAUCCAUUCGAGCUCGUCGACGAGCCAAUCCCUGAUGGCGAAGCAGAUGCACGCAUGUCUUGGACCAUCGACUCUCCUGGUCGACUCGGAUCGCUGCACUGGGAUACCGGCAUCCGGGAGGAGCUCGACAGCAGCAAUGCCGUUGAGAUAAAGGUGAUGGCAGCGGGCGUGAGCUCUGCGGACGUUGCACAGAUCAUGGGCCACGCUCCAUAUCCAGCCGGAGGACUGGGCACUGAUGCAAGUGGUAUUAUUUCCCGGGUCGGCUCAGCCGUCAAGGACUUCGCAGUUGGAGAUCGCGUCAUGUGCCUCGGUGCUGGCACCAUCGGAUCGUACGUGGUCACAUCGAGCACACUCUGCGAGAAGCUGCCAAGCCAUAUGACUUGGGAGCAGGCAGCUGGUCUACCCACAGCAUACUGUACAGCAGCCGCAGCGCUAGAUGGACUGAAGCCUGGACAAAGCGUGCUCAUUCACAAUGCUUCACAUGAGGUUGCGCAAGCGGCUGCGUUCCUGGCCAUCGCUAUGGGUGCAGAAGUCUAUGCGACAACAACCAACGCCGAUCACCUCGCCACAGCAGUCCGCAUCCCUCGCGAGCGUAUCUUCAACAGCGAAGACUCUAGCUUUGUGCAGGAUGUCAUGCGCGAGACGAACGACAAGGGCGUCGAUCUCGUCUUGAAUUCAUUGACGGGUGCUCUGCUGCAUUAUUCCUGGAAAUGUGUUGCUGAAUUUGGCAAGAUGGUGGAGCUUGGCAGCCAGGACAUUCUUGCCUCUGCUCAAUUGGACAUGAGCUCGUUCCUCGGCGGACGAAGCUUCACCGGAGUGUUCCUUGAUGCGAUGAUCGCCACAAAGCCGGAGGAAGUGAACAGGCUCCUGCAAACAGUUGCUCAAUUGCUUGAAAAAGAGCGCAUCGCACCACUGAUGCCAUGCAACGCAUUCGGCAUGUCUGAUGUGCAGAAAGCCGUCAAAGCGGUCCAAGAUGAGAAGCAUGUUGGACAGAGCGUGCUUAGGAUCCGUGAUCCAAAGGGCAACCUCCAGGUCGAAUCUGCCCCAGUCCGUGCCGCAGACGAGAGAGUUCUCAAGCUGGAUUCUUCAGCUUCCUACUUACUUGCUGGAGGACUUGGUGGCAUUGGCAGCGUCAUCGCUCGUCACCUGGUAGAGCAUGGAGCUCGACGCAUUGUUUCGCUGUCCAGAAAUCCUGGUUCCAGGGAAGAAGAAAAGGCCGUCAUCCACGAGCUCGAAAGCAUGGGCGGCUGCGAGGUCAAACUCGUGGCAGGCAAUAUGAUCAAACAAGAGGACAUCGUUCGUGCCGUGAGAGAAUCUACGAACUUGAAAGGUGUGGUGCACUCCCCUAUGCUUGUCGCCGACGAGGGCUUCAAGAACAUGUCCUUGGAACAGUGGCACCGAGCUUCGGACCCCAAGGUCAAGGGUGCAUGGUAUCUCCACGAGGCGGUGAUCGAGGCAGGCUUUGAUCUCGACUUCUUCCUCUUCUUGUCCUCGAUGUCUGGUCUGAAUGGACAACCCGGACAGGCCAACUACUCCGGCGCUAAUACUUUCUUGGACGCUUUCGUCCAAUAUCGCAACGACCUCGGCCUUGCUGCAUCUUCGAUAGACAUUGGUGCAGUGGCAGACAUGGGGUUUGCCGCGCGCGACGAUGCUCUGCUCAAGAGGCUGUUGACUAACGGCUACUCUGGGUGUACCGAAGCAGAAAUCCUUGACGCUGUCACUGCAGCAAUCCAGCUGCCACCAGCCAGCAAAGCGGCCAAUACCAGCGCGGGAGGAAGUGGCUACGCCUUCAACAACACGUUCGCGACUGGCUAUUCCUCUGCGCUAAUAAGGAACGAGCGCCAAGAAGUGAAUGGAUGCCUCAGGCAUCAAGUAAAUGAGUCGCGUUUCGUGACAGCUAUAGCGACUUUUAUACUAGCGAGAUCUCAUCCAGAGUCCCGAUCGUGGUGGAAGACAGAUCUCCGCAUGGCUGUAUGGCACAAUAUUGGGGCCGGUGACGAGAAGAGCGAUGACGGAAACAACCUGAAGGCGUUCAUCGCCAGAGCGAAAGCGGAGCCAGAGCUUCUCAAGGCACCCGACACUGCUGGCUAUCUGGCCAUGGAGAUCGGUCGUCAACUCAUGGCGUUGCUGUUGCAAGAAGAGGACGAGAUCGACAUCUCAUUGCCAGUGGACCAGCUUGGUCUGGACAGUCUGGUUGGUAUCGAAUUGCGAAACUGGUGGAAGCAAACGUUUGGCUUCGAUAUCUCAGUGCUCCAACUCUUGGGUAUGGGAACCUUGGAGUCGCUCGGCAAAGCAGCUGCAGAGGGUAUGGAGAAGGCUUUGAAUGGGUAAGCGAUGAGUGUAGAAAUCGUUUGGGCUGGCGUCUGGUCGUGGGCUGCAGUUUGGCCUCUUGAUAGUGUAAUUGGUGUUUGGCGUUGUAGACAAUGCAUUUCAUCACUGUACUCCUCGAGCAUAUUCAUCUCUUACUGCCUCUGCUGUCCGCGUCGCCAUGAAUACGCCUGCAAGCCCGUCGCCGCGCCCGAAGCUGCUGCACUCUGCACGCGCUUUCGGGUGGAGCGUUCUUCGAAUGUUGGUCGUAAAGCUGGCUGCCCUUGACAUGAGCUA